Messenger RNA from Engraulis encrasicolus (European anchovy), 2042 nucleotides. It is a transcript of the gene cpb2, whose product is annotated as carboxypeptidase B2 (plasma). The record is from RefSeq and is a predicted model, not a curated record. Gene Ontology annotation, biological process: proteolysis; fibrinolysis. The transcript has 11 exons. Gene Ontology annotation, molecular function: metallocarboxypeptidase activity; zinc ion binding. Lineage: Eukaryota; Metazoa; Chordata; Actinopteri; Clupeiformes; Engraulidae. Bases 29 to 1327 code for a protein of 432 amino acids.
UAGGCUACCCAAAUUUGUCAGUUUAGCUAUGGCCUGUUUGGAAAUGAAGCUCCAUACAGUACUCUUAGUUUUUGUUCUAAGUUUAUACAAUUUUCUUGACAAAUGCCAUUGCACAGAGGUCUCUGAUGGCAAGGUCCUCUCCAUCACAGCCACAACACCAGAGCAGCUUGACAUCCUCAGAAACAUAUCAUCACAGUAUGAGACGGUUUUGUGGCAGCCGGCCUCCCCUUUCCACAUCAUGGCAGACUCUGAGGUGCACCUGUACGUUCCUCAAGAGAGUCUUCUCAAUGUGACAACGCUGCUCCAAGCCCACGAGCUAACCUACAGCUCCAUGGUGGACAGCACACAGUCUCUUAUUGAAAUGCAGACCAGAGAUGAUCCACAAGACCCCAAAUCAAUGGGAAAGUUCUUCGAGAGAUACCAUCCUUUGGAAGAGAUUUACUUUUGGAUCAACAAGACAUCAUUUGAUCAUUCGGACAUGGUCAAGGUGGAUCUUAUUGGGUCGUCUUUUGAAAAGCGACCACUUUAUGUUUUGAAGGUAUCUAGCAGAGUAAAUAGUGCAACACCAAAAAGUGCAAUAUGGGUCGACUGUGGCAUCCACGCCAGGGAGUGGAUCGCUCCAGCAUUUUGCAUGUGGCUUGUGGACCAUUGCAUAACACAGUAUGGUGUAAAUCGUGAUAUCACAGAGAUCUUGAAUGCCAUGGACAUCUAUGUUCUUCCAGUGAUGAACCCAGACGGCUAUGACUACACCUGGACCACAAAACGAAUGUGGAGAAAGAAUCGAGCCACACACCCCAACAGCGGCUGCGUUGGAGUUGAUUUAAACAGAAAUUUCGAUGCAAACUGGUGUACCUCAGGGGCUAGCAGCAACCCCUGUGAUGACACCUACUGCGGCCAGUUCCCCGAGUCAGAACCCGAAUCUCAGGCGGUGGCCAACUUCCUGCGUAGCAACAAGGAGAUGGUGAAGGUCUACUUCUCCAUCCACUCCUACUCUCAGAUGCUGCUCUUCCCAUACUCCUGCUCCUACCAGCAGGCACGCAACCACCAAGAGCUGAAUGAAAUGGCCCGGGAUGCAGCCAAAGACAUCCAGAGAUACUACAGGAACCAAUACAAAUAUGGACCUGGAUCACAAACUAUUUAUCUAGCCCCAGGAGGCUCAGAUGACUGGGCCUACAACCUGGGGAUUGACUACUCCUUCACUUUUGAGUUACAGGACCGCGGCAGAUAUGGCUUUCUCCUGCCCCCAAGUUACAUUGCCAAGGCAUGCAAAGAAGGCCUUCAGGCGCUCAAGAGCAUUUCCCUCAAGGUUAUCCAGAGGUCACAAUGAGUUUAUGUUCAGAACAUUAAAUGGAGAUUUAAUGACAUGUAAUCUGUCAUGUCCAGCUCAGUGUGUAAAAUGUGUGUUUGUAUUCAUUCCAAACAGUACAUGUGUCAUAUAAUCACCUAGGGCCUCAUGUACAAUGACCUCCGUAGAUUUCCUACUGAACCUUUUCGUAGGGCCUAAGUGAAAAUCUGAAAAAGAUACAUCGCACCUAAAAUUUCAAACGUUGUCAGUUCAUGCACAAGGUUUUCAUAGUGAUUCAUGUGGUUCGCCCGAUUUCACAUUAAAUCUAGGACACAUGCACUUUUUCAUGUUUAGAAGGUGUACAUCUGAAUGUUUGUGUGGAAAAAAUACUUAGGCUAUGGAGAUUUUUUUGUGCGUAAGCAGGUUUUGUAUUGUAUUUGGCCCCUGGCAUGAGUCCUCCAUCUUCAAAUUCUUAUUGUUGGGUUUUCAACAUAAAUUGUAGGCCAAAGCCCAGGCUGCAAUUAUGGUUUUCACAAAUUACAUGUAAUAAGUGGUUUGCAGAGGUGAAGCUCCUGACAAAGAAAAAGAAAAUGUAUAUGGACAAUUAGUUGUAGACUUUCAUGGACUGUCUGCCUGCUGUCACUGUGUAUUCAAAUAAAAAAAAUAAUUGGUUGUGUUGGAGUUUAUUUAAUAAAAACAUGUAGUAUGUAUUAUGAAUAAAUGUGCAAUAAGUAAAUAAAAUCAUGUAUCCCCUUGA